This is a messenger RNA of Cylicocyclus nassatus, 707 nucleotides long. The record is from the annotation of a GenBank genome assembly. NCBI's taxonomy places the organism in Eukaryota, Metazoa, Nematoda, Chromadorea, Rhabditida, Strongylidae.
UAUGACAUAGGAUGAAGCCAGCUAUUAGGAAGGCUUUGACAGGAUUGAUAGGAAUCGAUCUCGCUCUUGGUGUAGCACUUGUGGUAUCGGUGAAUCUCGUGGGCAAUAGUGAUGGGAACACCACUACGGCUGGAACUGAAGAUACUACUACAGAUACUAACAUUACCAAUUCCUCUCCCAUUGCCACUACUGAUGCCAUCACUACUAUAUUAACCACUACAACCGCUACUACAACAACAACUACGACAACGACAACGACGACGACUACAACAACAACAGCACCACCAAGCAUCAACUGCGUUUGCGUAGUGGAUUUGCAAUACAUUAACAAAGCAAGAGAGAUAGACAAGGAAAAAAGUCUAAUCCUAAAAGUCGCCAGCAAGCUUUUCAAAGUAAGGCAAGGUUCGAGUACUGGAAUUUGGGCUUACGGCUCAGUAGCACAAAAAACCGAUUUUACAAAUGUCUUCGAUAAAAUGUGCGAUACCUAUGAGAAAUUCGAAGGUGAAGCUCACAAAGCCAUGCAAAGAGGAUCUUCACAUAACGAACUGGGUGGAAACUUUACGACAAUAAACACUGCAACUGGUCCAGAAGGAAAAGUGAAUAACUUGCUAUUCAUAACGAGAUUAUUGCUGUGCGAUAAGCGAAAGAAUGCUCACCAUAGUGAUAACGUAAACUUGUGCCUUUGUAUUCAAUGCUUCUUCCGUUGA